AUGUUACGAGCGAACAUUCGCGCGUGGCAUUUCUCCCUCCGGACCUUCAGCUCCAGCAGUCUUCCUCAAUAUUGGAGCACAACAUCCAACGCGAACAACCUUCUCAACGAGCUGCGCGUUCUUUCCAUGCGCGGCCGAGUUAAUGAAGCGCUCUCUCUUUUUUACAAUGCACCAUCACUUCCACCACUACCCUACUCCCAAUAUAGCUAUACCUCUCUCUUUAAUGCGUGUGCUCGCCAUGGAUACCUUCAAGAAGGCAUACUCUUACACCAGCACAUGCUUUUCACUAAUCAUAACUAUCCGUUAGGCUUAUUUGUGACAAACCAUCUAAUCAACAUGUAUGCGAAAUGCGGGGAUUUGGUUUACGCACACCAGCUAUUCGAUGAAAUGCCUGAAAGAAAUGUUGUCUCUUGGACAGCUCUCAUUUCUGGUUAUGCUCAACAGGGGCAAGCCUAUAAUUGCUGUGUUUUGUUUACUGAGAUGUUGAUGAAUUGCCAACCAAAUGAAUUUGCGUUUACAAGUGUGCUUACAUGUUGUGACUAUGAAUAUGGUGCGCAAGUGCAUGCACUUGCUAUGAAAAUGGGUUUAGAUUCUAGUGUUUAUAUAGGAAAUGCACUUAUUUCCAUGUAUAGUAAAUUUUAUGAUAGCAGUAAUAGAGAUGAAGCUUGGAAUGUGUUUGAGAGUUUACAAGUUCGUAAUAUUGUUUCUUGGAACUCAAUGAUUGCAGGGUUUCAUGUCAGAAAACUUGGGGAAAAAGCUAUUAGUCUAUUUAGGCAAAUGCAUAGUGAAGCAAUUGGUUUUGAUCGUGCCACGCUGCUUAGUGUCUGUUCUUCGUUGAGUGAAAGUUAUAGUGAUACUGUUGAUGUGGGUCUUAAACUUUGUCUUCAAUUGCACAGUGUUAGUAUCAAAAGUGGGUUCGUGUUGCAAAUUGAAGUUGCAACUGCAUUGGUGAAAGCUUAUUCAGAUCUUGGUAGAGAGGUUACUGAUUGUUACAAGCUCUUUUCAGAGACAGAUUGUUGUCGUGAUAUAGUUUCAUGGACUGGCAUUAUAACAACAUUUGCUGAACGGGAACCUGAAGAAGCACUCUUUCUGUUUCAUCAGUUGCAACGGGAAGAUUUAGCUCCAGAUUGGUAUACAUUUUCAAUCGUCAUAAAAGCUUGUGCAGGUCUUGGGACUGUGAGGCAUGCUUUGGUCAUUCAUUCACAAGUGAUAAAAGCUGGGUUUGAGUGUGACACAGUGCUUGCAAAUGUCUUGAUCCACGCCUAUGCAAGGUGUGGCUCCAUUUCCUUGUCCAAGCAAGUUUUUGAUGAAAUGAGAUACCAUGAUUUAGUUUCUUGGAAUUCAAUGCUGAAGUCUUAUGCCCUGCAUGGCCAAGCUAAAGAAGCAUUGCAUCUCUUUUCCAAAAUGAAUGUCCCUCCUGAUUCUGCAACUAUGGUUGCUAUCCUCUCAGCAUGCAGCCAUGCUGGAAAGGUGGAAGAAGGGAUCAAGAUAUUUGACUCAAUGUUUGAUACACAUGGCAUUGUUCCACAAUUAGAUCAUUAUGCAUGCAUGGUUGAUAUUCUUGGCCGAGCUGGGCGUGUUGUCGAGGCAAAGGAACUUAUAAACAGAAUGCCAAUGCAGCCUGAUUCUGUGGUUUGGAGUGCACUGCUUGGCUCAUGUAGGAAGCAUGGUGACGCAAACUUGGCCAAGUUAGCGGCAGAUAGACUGAAGGAGUUGCAGCCCAGAAAUUCAUUAGGCUAUGUGCAAAUGUCAAACAUUUAUUGUUCUGGAGGUAGUUACAAUGAGGCAGGGAUAAUUAGGAAAGAAAUGAAAGGUUCUAGAGUAAGAAAGGAACCUGGUCUAAGUUGGAUUGAGAUUGGUAAUAUGGUGCAUGAUUUUGCUGCUGGAGGCAGCCGGCAUCCUCAGAGAAAGACCAUAUGCUCCAGGCUUGAUUUUCUAAUUGGGCAAUUAAAGGAGAUAGGCUAUGUGCCGGAGACGAGCUUGGCAUUGCAUGACAUAGAAGAGGAGCAUAAAGAAGAGCAGUUGUACCAUCAUAGUGAAAAGCUAGCUCUGGCAUUUGCAUUGAUGAAUGAAGGUAAUUCACCUAGUGGAAAAACUGCAAUAAAAAUCAUGAAGAAUAUCCGAAUCUGUGUGGACUGUCAUAACUUCAUGAAGUUAGCUUCAGAUCUUCUUCACAAAGAAAUUGUUGUUAGAGAUUCUAACCGUUUUCACCAAUUCAGAAAUGGGAUGUGCUCUUGUAAUGACUAUUGGUGACAUAAAAAGGGCACCUGAUUUCUUUCUGUUUCUGUUCCGGCUCAUCAAUCUAUGGAUGAAUGUCAGCAUGCUAUCUGAAACGCGAUUGAGGAGCCAAUUAUCUUUCAUUUGGACCAGACCUUUGACAAGUAAUUUGUGGGAGCAGCUACGAAAAUCUUACUGACAGAAUUAUCUGCAUAAGCGAGUUUGCUGGAUCACUGAUUCUUUAUUGUGAAAGUGAUGCUUAUCUCAAUUGCCUGUUGAGAUUGAACCACGCAUAUAAAGUUUUAUGCAUGGCAGCAAGAGAUAACAUAGAGAGUUGAGACUUCUUACCUUAUGAUAUCUGAUUCCUUUAAUUGCUUCUUUUUGGAGUAUCAAGUUUCAGAAAUGAAAGGCAAUAAUCCAAGGUAAAUGUAGGCUGAGGGCAUGAUCUUCCCUGAUGGGUUAGAUGGGAUGGCAAGAUCUCUUCUCGUUAACCAAAAAUCUUGAGUUUGAGUCCUAUCUUGAUUUUGAGCCCUGGGUAGAGAGUCUCUUUAAACACUUGAGAGACAGCUGGGAGAGAGCUGGAGUUCCUUUAAAUACUCAGUAAACACUCAGGAGAGAGUAAACACUCAGGAGAGAGCUGGAGUCUCUUUAAACACUCAGGAAAGAUUGCUUUAAAUACUCAGUAAAUACUCAGGAGAGAGCUGGAGUCCCUUUAAACACUCGGGAAAGAUUGCUUUGCCUUUGAGAAAGCUUCCUCGGCGCAAAUCCGGACCAAUGGACUUCGGAUAACAGAUGGUUAAAACCAAAACAAAAAAAAUUAUAAUUUUUGCUUAUUCUUCAAUUUAAUGUUAUAUGGAUUUCUUGUUGUUAAAAUUAAUUGACUUUCAAAAUGA
Molecule: messenger RNA, 3110 nt
Organism: Jatropha curcas
Lineage: Eukaryota; Viridiplantae; Streptophyta; Magnoliopsida; Malpighiales; Euphorbiaceae
Product: Tetratricopeptide repeat (TPR)-like superfamily protein
Biological process (GO): RNA modification
Molecular function (GO): zinc ion binding; RNA binding; protein binding
Source: RefSeq, a predicted model, not a curated record